Messenger RNA from Camellia sinensis, 1165 nucleotides. NCBI's taxonomy places the organism in Eukaryota, Viridiplantae, Streptophyta, Magnoliopsida, Ericales, Theaceae. The record is from RefSeq and is a predicted model, not a curated record.
AUUGAUUUUUGUGUUCCUAUACUUGUUAAACUUGGAAAAGGAUUGUGUUCCUAUAGUUGAAAUUGGAAUUUUAAAUUGCAAGAUGACACUUUUUUUAUUUCUUAGGAAGGAAUUGCAGCAGGAAGAACAUUUGCUUCUCUUCAAAACUAUCAAGUUGAUGGAAACAAAGAAAUGACAGCAAUUGGUCUCAUGAACAUGGCUGGUUCUUGCUGCUCAUGCUAUGUCACCACAGGAUCAUUCUCGCGAUCCGCUGUGAACUACAAUGCCGGAGCAAAGACAGCAUUUUCAAACAUAGUGAUGGCAGCAGCAGUGCUAGUGACUCUGCUGUUUCUCAUGCCACUGUUUUAUUACACUCCAAAUGUGAUCUUAGCAGCAAUUAUCAUAACCUCUGUGAUUGGCUUGAUCGACUACGAUGCAGCUAUUCGGUUGUGGAAGAUUGACAAGCUUGAUUUCUUUGCAUGUUUGUGUUCAUUUGUUGGGGUUCUGUUUAUCUCUGUGCAGACUGGUCUUGCCAUUGCUGUACUCUUCUCAGCCUUGUUCUUUUCUCUAAUUAUUUAUUUAUUUAUUUUUGAGUAAAUUACACUGAGAUUUGAAAAAUAUAUAGUAAGUCCCACAACUUUAACAUGAUUACUACCUUAAAAUUUGAUUCACAUAAUAAUUAUUUUCCUUUUCAUCAAUAAUUCAUUAGUUAUACGGAUAAAAGUAUGAUAUUGUCUUUUCUUUUACAUUGAAUAUAUAUAUACAUUUCAUUAUUUAUCCGUGUGUCUUUACACUAUUUACAUUAAUUUUGAUUACUUUAAUCUUACUAAAAAGGAGGUCGGUAUAAUUAUGCUAAAAUUAUAAGAUUAUUUCUAUUUUGUUGAAAUCUUAGGAGGGUCGGUGUAAUUUACCUUCUUUCUUUUUCUUUUUCAUUUUCUAUUUAAUUUUGUGGAUGACACUAGAAAAUGGGACAAAAAUGAGAAAUUUUAAGAUAUGUGGUUGAGGGUGAGAGUAGGGCUGCAAAAAAAAAUAAAAAAUAAAAUGAAUUGUUAAUGACCAGUUUGAAAUUGUCUCAUUUAAACUCAAUUUUUUGCUUAUAAAAUUUAGAUUAAGGAUUUGAGGAGGGACUUAUGAGAAAGGGAACAUGAAGGGAAAAGUGAAAGAAAUAGAAACUGAUUUUUUGUUA